AUGUAUCCAAGCCCGAGAAUACCAGUUGGAUCAUGGAUCCUUGUGACAGGAGUCAAUGGCCUAGUCGCAAGUAACAUUGCCAACCUAUUGCUUGAGAUGGACUACAAAGUCCGUGGCACCGUGAGAAACGUGGAAAAAGCAAGCUGGAUGCAGCAAAAGUUCGACAAACUGUACGGCGAGAACAACUUCGAGCUGAUCUCCGUCGCUGACUUGGCGCACGAAGGAGCCUUCGAUGAAGCCGUCAAAGGAGUCUCUGGGGUUGCACAUGUUGCGUCCAUCGUCGGCUCCUUCGAUCCCAAUACUGGCAUUCCAGGUGUUAUUGACGGCGCUGUCAACACAUUGAAGUCCGCGGCAAAAGAGCCUUCCGUCAAAGCUUUCGUCUACACCUCCACCUCCUGGGCUGCAGCCAAUCCUCAGCCGAACGUCGAUUACAGCAUCGGACCAGAUUCUUGGAACGAACAUGCCAUCAAGGCUGCAUGGGCACCGCCGCCCUACGGCCCAGAGAGAACGAUGGACGUCUAUGCCGCAGGAAAAGCUGAAGCAGAGGCUGCUUCGUGGAAGUAUAUAAAAGAUACGAAGCCGUCUUUUGUCUUCAAUGCUGUCUUGCCAAGUGCAAAUUUUGGGGUCGUGUGCGAUCCUGAGCAUCAGGGUUUCCCAAGUACAACCGGGUGGCUCAAAAGCCUCUUCGACGGAGAGAUCACACUGCAUAGCUUUGUUCCAUCGCAGUACGCCAUUGACACAAUCGACUGUGCCCGUCUCCAUGUCGGCGCCUUGCUUGAGACGACAAUCGACAAUCAGCGUCUCUUUGGCUACGCCGAGCCGUAUACUUGGAAUGAAAUGCUAGCUGUAUUCCGACGGCUGUAUCCUGCUCGAAAGUUCAUGAAUGACCUUCCAGAUGCAGGGUGUGAUCUCAGUACUGUGACGAAUGAAAGCGCUGCUGAGGUGCUCAGGAAGUUUGGGAAAUCGGGCUUCACCACCUUCGAGGAGUCCGUCAAGGCAGCUACAGAGCAAAUUCUGGCUUUCGAGAAAUCAAAGGAAUAA
Messenger RNA from Cadophora gregata, 1041 nucleotides. RefSeq lists its product as uncharacterized. Bases 1 to 1041 code for a protein of 346 amino acids. NCBI's taxonomy places the organism in Eukaryota, Fungi, Ascomycota, Leotiomycetes, Helotiales, Ploettnerulaceae. The transcript has 5 exons. Gene Ontology annotation, molecular function: oxidoreductase activity, acting on the CH-OH group of donors, NAD or NADP as acceptor. The record is from RefSeq and is a predicted model, not a curated record.